AUGGGGGGUGACGAGACCUGCGAAGCCAAUGACUCGUCAGGAGGCCGCAAGAGGAAUGAUGACGAGAUGAAGAGCGACGAUGAAUCCGAGUCACCGCCUUGUACCACCGACCUCGGAUUACCUGGAGCGCUUUCACCUUUCAAAAUGUCCGACCUCUGCAUGUUUCUGCUGCUCAACUUUACCCCUCCUGAGUCGCAUUACGUGGUUCAGUUUCUCAUGCAGCUCAUCCCGCUGCUCCUCCCAAUCGUUCACCACCUCCUCGCACUCCUUGGUCAGUCCUGUGAGUCCGUGGCAGAGGCGUUCAAAGGAGUGCUGGAGGGUAUGGGCCGGUGGGGGGAGGAGGCGGACAAAGCUUUCGCAGGCAGUGUAGAGGCGAUGAAGACGUGGUGGAAUGGGGCUGACGAGGCGAUGAAGGCAUGGGGAGAGAAUGUGGGCAAGGCUGUUAAGGCGUGGGGGGAGAGUUCUGGGCAGGCGGUACAGGAGCAUAUGGAAGGGAUGAGUAAGUGGGGUGAGAAGAAUGCAGAGGCGGUCAAAGGGAUGGGGGAGGAGAUGAAUCGAUGGGGGGAAGGUAAGGCGGAAGAGGUUAGGACGAGUAUGGAAGGAGUGGGAGAGUGGGGAGGGAGGGUAGCGGAGGGGAUGGGGAAAGGGAUGGAUAAGUUCGGAAAAGAUGCAAAUGAGGCGGUUGAAGGGGUGGGGGAGUGGGGAGGGAGAGUGGCCAACGGGAUGGGAGAAGGGCUACGCUAUGGCGCAGCGACGCACGGCGCGGCUGGCCUGGCCGGCCUGGCGAGUAAGGAGCGGCGCCGUAGCUAA
Molecule: messenger RNA, 810 nt
Organism: Closterium sp. Naga37s-1
Lineage: Eukaryota; Viridiplantae; Streptophyta; Zygnematophyceae; Desmidiales; Closteriaceae
Source: the annotation of a GenBank genome assembly